Molecule: messenger RNA, 918 nt
Organism: Morus notabilis
Lineage: Eukaryota; Viridiplantae; Streptophyta; Magnoliopsida; Rosales; Moraceae
Product: glutamic acid-rich protein-like
Exons: 6
Coding region: 61-492 (143 amino acids)
Source: RefSeq, a predicted model, not a curated record
GAAGAGGAUGAUGAAGAAGAAGAGGAAGGUAAGUAGUACCUUCAAAUCUCAUGUUAUCAAAUGUUUUGGACUGUAAUGUUGCUGCACAUCCAACUGCGCUCUUCAUUUGUGUUCUGUCAUAACCAAAAACGGCAAUAUUUCUCGAUGCAGAUUCAUAUGUAUUUUGUGCUUACUCAUAUCUCUGCGGUGCAGAACAAUGAUUUUUGUGCGAGCAAAAGGCUCUUUGAUCUUUCUCUCAAGCUCAAGUCCGAGAUUUCCCGCUCAAAACACUCCUCCAAAACCUCAUCCAGGUUGAAGACUAUGGUCCCGGUUAGUUACGCGGAGAAACGCGCUGAAGGGGAGAUUUUCAUGAAAGAAGUUACAGAGAAGUUUUCACAAAAGAAGCAGUCUAAACAAGAACGAGAAGAGGAAGAAGAUGAUGAAGAAGAAGAUGAAGAAGAAGAGGAAGAAGAAGAUUCGGAUGAGCCUAGCAAAAAUGAAAAGCGGCAAUAGAAAGGAGGAGGGUUUACUGUUCCUUUGUCACUUUCAGAUGCUCUUGUCAAAUUUAUUGGUACUGGUGAAAACACAUUGUCACGGGCCGAUGUUGUGAAAAGAAUGUGGCAGUAUAUAAAACAGAAUGAUCUACAGGAUCCGUUGGAUAGGAGGAGAAUUUUAUGUGAUGAUAAAUUGAAAGAGCUUUUUGAUGUUGACUCUUUCAAUGGCUUCUUAGUCACAAAACUUCUGACUGCUCAUUUUGUCAAUGACAGAAUAGCGUUUGCAUACAUGUAUAUAAUGUCAGCCUCCAAUGUGGCCCAUUUUUGCACAAGCUAAUUCCUUGUUAUAUUUGGUAGUCUUUAUGUUCCAACAUCUCCAUUGAAGGAAAAACAGAAUUUUGAUAGACUGGCUCUUGCGAAAUCCCAACAUUUUCUUUUACUAUUA